Messenger RNA from Daucus carota subsp. sativus, 2047 nucleotides. RefSeq names its product pentatricopeptide repeat-containing protein At1g10270. The transcript is spliced from 2 exons. NCBI's taxonomy places the organism in Eukaryota, Viridiplantae, Streptophyta, Magnoliopsida, Apiales, Apiaceae. The record is from RefSeq and is a predicted model, not a curated record. Gene Ontology annotation, molecular function: protein binding. The coding region runs from base 131 to 1846 and encodes 571 amino acids.
UCUCCCCACAUUUAUGAUCUAUCAUUCUCAUUUUCACUUGAGAUAUUUUUAGGGUUUAACUAAACCCCUCUUUUCAUCUCCCCCAUUUCUAGGGUUUCAAAUCCCAAUCUCUCCCAAUUAUUCAAUCACCAUGACUCUCUUUCGCCUAAUCCUCCGUUCUCUCUCCCGGACUCACCCCCUGGCCCAUCCCCACCUCAACCCGAACCCGACCCAUCUCAUCCCUCUCCGGACCUUCGCUUUCUCCUCCGCCGAAGAAGCCGCCGCCGAGCGCCGCCGCCGCAAACGCCGCCUCCGCAUCGAGCCCCCUCUCCACGCCCUCCGCCGCGACCCCAACGCGCCGCGCCCCACGCGUGACCCCAACGCGCCGCGCCUGCCGGACUCCACGUCAGCUCUCGUCGGGCCGCGCCUCUCGCUGCACAACCGGGUCCAGUCCCUCAUUCGGGCCAAUGAUCUCGAUAAUGCCUCCAUCGUGGCCCGACAGUCUGUAUUUUCUAAUACUAGGCCUACUGUUUUUACUUGUAAUGCUAUAAUUGCUUCGAUGCAUAGGGCGAAAAGGUAUCAGGAUGCGGUUGCCUUGUUUGCGUAUUUCUUUAAUCAGUCGAAUAUUGUGCCAAAUGUGGUUAGUUAUAAUUUUUUGAUGAAUGCACAUUGUGAUAUGGGGAAUGUGGAUAUUGCUAUGGAUGUUUAUAGGCAUAUUAUUGCGAAUGCGCCUUUUUCACCCUCGUCGGUGUCGUAUAGGCAUUUGACGAAAGGGUUGAUUGAUGCGGGGCGGAUUGGGGACGCGUUGGAGUUGCUUAGAGAGAUGAUUAACAAGGGGCAUGGGGCGGAUUCGUUGGUUUAUAAUAAUUUGAUUUCGGGGUUUUUGAAUUUGGGGGAUUUGGAGAAGGCGAACGAGCUUUUUGAUGAGUUGAAGGAGAGGUGUUUGGUUUACGAUGGGGUUGUGAGUGCCACGUUUAUGGAUUGGUAUUUUAAGCAAGGAAAGGAGAAGGAAGCGAUGGAUGCAUAUAAGUAUUUGCUGAGUAGAGAGUUUAGGAUGGUGCCAGCAACUUGUAAUGUGCUUUUAGAGGUUUUGCUUAGGUAUGGGAGGAAAGCUGAGGCCGAGGCUUUGUUUGAUAAGAUGUUGGAUGAUCAUACUCCGCCUACAGUACAGGCUGUGAAUUCUGAUACUUUUAAUAUAAUGGUGAAUGAGUGUUUUAAGGAGGGGAAAAUUGCUGAGGCGUAUGAAGUGUUUAAGAAAGUGGGUAAGGGUGCAAAGUCAAAGCCUUUUAUGAUGGACGUUGGAGGGUCUAAUAAUAUGAUUAUGAGGUAUUGUGAACAUGACAUGGUGGAUGAUGCUGAAAAGGUAUAUUUGGAAUUAUGUGGAAGGUCGUUGAAUCCGGAUGUUACAACUUACCGAACUUUGAUUGAUGCAUAUUUCAAGGUGGGGAGGGUUGAUAAUGCUUUGGAAAAGUAUAUCAAAAUGGUGGAUGUAGGUCUACGGGUAAUUCCUCCUUACGCCAAUCAAUGGUUUUCACUUCUUAUUGAAAAUGGUAAGGUUAUGGAUUGUGUGCCAAUACUGACUAAAAUGGCAGAAAGAGAGCCGAGACCGGAUGUCACUACUUACGAUAUUGUAAUUCGGGCACUUAGCCAGCAAGGUAAUUUGGAUGCUGUUCUUGAGCUAGUUGGACAGAUGUGUAGAUAUGGUGUAGGCAUCACUUCACCCCUUGAGCAAUUUUUGUCCGAGACUUUUGGCAAUGCGGGGCGGGAUGAAGAGAUUAACAGACUUAUGCAUGCAAGAUAUCCUCCUUAUGCAGCACGUGGUCCUCCAGCAGGACCCCCUCGAAAUCCCAGACAACCUGCAUAUUGAGUUUAAGGAACCUUUAUGUUUUGGUGGAAGUUACAUCUAUUGGCAAUAACAGUGACAUUCUCAUUGAAUUUGGUGUGUUAUAUGUAAUGAUUUAGUAUAUUCUAAAUUUCUGGAGCAAAACAUCGCCAGCAUAGUAAAUUAUGAACUAUUCUGUUCAUCUUUCUUUUCUCUAUCCCACGGUUCUAUAGUUAUAUUCGUGCU